Cryphonectria parasitica EP155 is the source of this 1008-nucleotide messenger RNA. Its product is annotated as endoplasmic reticulum vesicle protein 25. The record is from RefSeq and is a predicted model, not a curated record. Bases 38 to 700 code for a protein of 220 amino acids. The transcript is spliced from 4 exons. Lineage: Eukaryota; Fungi; Ascomycota; Sordariomycetes; Diaporthales; Cryphonectriaceae. Gene Ontology annotation, biological process: intracellular protein transport; endoplasmic reticulum to Golgi vesicle-mediated transport; Golgi organization. Gene Ontology annotation, cellular component: endoplasmic reticulum; endoplasmic reticulum-Golgi intermediate compartment; COPII-coated ER to Golgi transport vesicle.
CACACACCGACACGAGCCACCCUCCAAUUUCCGAAUCAUGGCCUUGCCACGCUCCUUGCUGCAGUACAUCUGCAGCCUGGUGUUGUUCGUUGCGUGUGCCCAGGCCCUUAAGUUUGACCUGCAGGCCACAUCGCAAUCACAUGACAGCAAGAAGGAGAGGUGUAUCCGGAACUUUGUUGCCAAGGACACGCUGGUGGUGGUCACAGCGAUUGUGAGCGGUACAAAGGGCGAUGGCAUGCGUGUGAACAUGCAUAUUAGAGAUGCGGUAGGAAACGAGUACGGAAGACCACAGGAUGUCGUUGGCGAGCAGAGGACAGUGUUCACAUCGCAUGCGGAUGCGGCGUUUGACGUCUGCUUCGAGAACCUCUUGACAGGAUCCCGACAGAUCAACGAUCCAAACCGUCACAUCGAGCUUGAUAUCGACAUCGGUGCCGACGCCAAGGAUUGGUCCGCGAUCCAGGCCACGGAGAAGCUCAAGCCCGUGGAGGCGGACCUGCGGCGCAUGGAGGAGAUGGUGGGCGAGAUCGUCAGCGAGAUGGACUACCUGCGCACGCGCGAGCAGAAGCUACGCGACACCAAUGAGAGCACCAACAACCGCGUCAAGUGGUUCGGCUUCACCACCACCUUUCUUCUGAUCGGCCUCUGGGUGUGGCAGAUUCUGUACUUGCGAGCAUACUUCAGAUCCAAGCAUCUCAUCUAGUUCUAGCGCGAGAGAGAGCGUGUAUAUGAGUGGAAACAGAGAGAAAGGAAGAGAAGCUAUCAUCUUGUGUUUUGUUUUCACCGUCAGUGGGCACGGUGGGCAUGGGUGACAUGGUCGAGAAUGAUGUGCAGUUCAUGACCAUCCGGAGUUCAAGAGGCUAAAAUUCGCUUGGCUUGUGCGGAAGAUGCGCUUGAAAACUGGGGGGGGGGGUUUGGUUGGGAAACUUCUCGGGAUUGCGUGUACGCUUUUUCAGGUCUGCAAUGAGCACUCGAUCGAUGAUGAGACGUAAAGAAAGAAAGAGUUCACAC